Acaromyces ingoldii is the source of this 4000-nucleotide messenger RNA. RefSeq lists its product as hypothetical. Lineage: Eukaryota; Fungi; Basidiomycota; Exobasidiomycetes; Exobasidiales; Cryptobasidiaceae. The record is from RefSeq and is a predicted model, not a curated record. Gene Ontology annotation, cellular component: membrane. The coding region runs from base 82 to 3933 and encodes 1283 amino acids. The transcript is spliced from 2 exons. Gene Ontology annotation, biological process: transmembrane transport; intracellular calcium ion homeostasis; monoatomic cation transport. Gene Ontology annotation, molecular function: monoatomic cation transmembrane transporter activity.
UGUCGAUCUCCCCCAACAAGCAAGUGCGACCAUCAGCGAAGCGGGAGUCAGACCUUGCGCAACAGAGCCACAAGCACGCCCAUGGUCAACCCAGCGGGCGCGGCUCCCAGCCGCAGGAGGGGCGCGCUGCUCCUCUUUGCCGUCGUCGUCGUUGUCCAGCUGGCGUGUUGGCGGGGCACUCAGCGUCUGCGAGCAGCGGCGUCGUCGUCGGGCCUCGAGUCGUCCUCGUCCUCGUUCCCUCUCGACUCAUUGUCUGCUCCCUGGGAGAGGAGGGCGCUGGAUCUGGUCGAAGAUGGCGUGCCAAUAGAGGAUGAGAGCCACAAGCACAAGCACAGUCGUACCUCGAAACAUUCCUCUUCCUCUUCCUCCUCAUCGUCAUCGUCGUCAUCGUCAUCAUCAUCAUCAUCAUCAUCAUCUUCGAGCAGCAGCAGCAGCAAGAAGGCGACAACAACAUCGACGCUGUCCUCGUCACCAUCGCCGACACUGAUCCGUUGCCAGCCAUUACCCUUUUCCAAGCCGCCCAACGAGGUGUGCGAGCAUGUACGGCAGCACUGCCCUUCGUCUGGCCACCUCGACUAUCUCGAGUUCUACUACUGCAUUGGGCUUGACGCCCCGGCCAAUGCCGCGCUGCGCGAGGUCAGCAGCCCCAGAGCGACACCUGCUCCUUUGUCUUCAAUCUCGGCAAGCUCAAAGAAGGUCCUGGAGAAAGACGAGGGACAGGGCCGAGUGUAUGCCGAGAAGGAAAAGACACCGACGCCGCCGUCACCGUCGCCGGAGCCGCUGCCAGGCCGACUGGUGCUGCUGCGGGCCGCGGCGCUGACGACCAUCAUCCUCUGGAUGCUCUUCCUAUUUUCCUGGGUCGGCGUCGUCGCCAGCGACUUUUUCUGUCCCAACUUGGGCACCAUUGCUGCACGCCUGGGCAUGAGCGAGAGCACCGCGGGCGUCACCUUUCUCGCCUUUGGAAACGGGAGCCCGGAUGUGUUCAGCACCUUUGGCGCCAUGAGGACGGGGAGCGGAUCGCUGGCCAUUGGCGAGCUCAUCGGCGCAGCAUCGUUCAUCGUCAGCGUCAUCUCGGGCAGCAUGAUGCUCAUUGCGCCCUUCCGCGUCAAGCCCUACCCGUUUCUCCGCGACGUCGGCUUCUUCACCGUGGCCGUGGGCCUAACGCUGAGCUUCCUCAUCGACGGCAAGCUCCGCUUUGCCGAAUGCCUUGGCCUCGUCGGCCUCUACUGUGCCUACGCCACGACGGUCAUUGUGGGCAGCUGGUGGCAGCAGAGAAGGCGAAGGCAGCGCCUCCUCCUCGCUGCAGCACGGUCAGAGUACGACAGCUCCUCGUCUUACGGCCACGAGCGACACUCGUCGGAAGACGACGAUGGAUUCAGCGGUGGUGGUGGCGGCAGUAGUGGCGGCGCCCGUGGCAGCCAGCGAGCAAUGGCCGAUGUAGAGGCACGCAGCCCGUUCCUGAGCCUGCCGUCAGCGACGUCACCCGCGAGGAGACCAGUGAGCCCCUCGGAGUACGACCCAGACGUGGACCCGCUGGACCUGUGGGCAGCCGAGGCGCAGCAGCAGCAGCAGCACCGCAACGGCAGCCACAGCGACGUCAGCUCGAGACGGACGAGCCCCAUGGCAUCUCCCCACAUACGUGGUCACGUCGACCUGCCCACGUCGUCGAGCACGAGCUCGGCUGCGGCCGCGGCCAACAACCGGUUCCUCACCGCUGGUCGAUUCCGUCCCGGCGCCAUUGCUAGGCAUUCGCUGCUGGGCGCCGUGGAGUUUCGCGACGUGGUCAGGAGCCUGCAGCAGGAGGCCCUUGCCGACCGGAGCAUGGAGGUAUUUCAGAGCCGGGACCCAGAGAGGUUCCUCCACCAUCGCCAUCACCACAGUGGCUCUCAGCUGGCCCUCCACCCUUCGCCUCCGGCCAAUGUUGUGGGUGGAGCGCGACGGGGCCACGGUCGCAUCAAGAGCCUCGUCGAUGCGCGGCCGUCGAGCGCAGUCGAGGCCGGCGCCGGCAGCGGCUCCAAUCUCAUGCGCGACCGGUCAAUCAGCAUGGGGCCCCACGCAGCAGAGGGCAAGCCAGAGCUGAGGCGAGCCGCUUCGACGACGAUGGGCGGUGGAACGGGUGUGAUGGCGGCGGCCACGAGGAUGCGGGUCCAGGAGAAUGCGCAGCCGAGUGCCUUUGACGCACGCGCCGUCGCAGCCGCUGUGGGUGACCCUUGGCGCGAGCACGAGCAGGGCGAUGGUUGCGCAGAGGACGCAGACGUGCUGCCUCCGCCUGCCAUGCCUCUCGAGGAGGAGGAAGAAGCAGCGAAUCGCAAGCCUGUUCUGCCACGUCUGGUCGUUGGCGAGGAUGUGCGAAGGCAGGCAAAGGCACGGCCCAGAGGCGCCCGCAAGUCAACAUCCAAGUCUCUGCUUUCGGUGUCCAAGAGAGCAGGGAGCAGCAAGGGCGUCGAUGUCGAUAUCAGCAGCAGCAACAACAACAGCGUCCCGCCGACGACGGACUUCAGGCACCUGCUCAAGGUCCUCUUUCCCUCGCUGCGCCACUUCAAGGAAAAGAGCUGGCUGGGCAUUGCCGUCGGUGUCGUGACGGCGCCGGCGAUUCUCAUUCUCAACCUCACCCUUCCCGUCGUCGAUGACGAUGCCGAGCGCGCAGCCAUUGAAGGUCACAGCCUUGGUGGGUCGCCCGACGGAAGAAUCAGGCUCGAGGGCCAGGAACACGAUUUGUAUGCCAGGCAGCCCUAUCUCGGCGUGGCCACAGAGGACGACGAGGAGGACGCAAGCAUCAUUGAUCUGGAUGGCCGAAGUGCUCAGCAGCAGCAGCAGCGAUCGAGCAUGGGCUCGGCGGGCACGGGCAAUCCUUGGAAGAAUGCAGCAAACGAGGCCGACGAUGAUGAGCAAGUCGACCAUCUACGCGUCGCCGAUGCGUUGCAGAGCCUUCCAAGGGAGUCACCCAACCUGCUCGACGGCCUGAGCCCUUCGUCGCAGCGGCAGCAGAAGCGGCAUGGCGCGAGCCCAAGCGCCGAGGAAGCAUCCUCGGUUGUCAUUCGUGAUGAUGAUGAUGACGACGACAAUGGAGAUGAGGCCACGCCCUCCGAGGCUGCCAGCAUCGAGUCGUGGGCCAGUGACGACUCGCACCUCGACAACUCCCAGUCGUCUCACCUCUUUGUCGUCCUGGCACAAUGCGCACUCGCGCCGCCGUUCUGCGUCUGGUCCAUCACCACGAGCGCACGGUCGUCUGGCGUCGCAUGGAAGGUCGCCGUUGCCUUUGUCGUUGGGCUCUGCUGCGCCCUCGUCGCCUUUGUCGCUGUCCGACGCGCUCGUGCUGCGGGGACCGUGCUGAGCCCGCAAGCCGUGGCCACCGUGGGGUGGACCCGUGUGGCCAUGGGCUUCCUCGUCAGCAUCCUCUACAUCAUGACCAUCGUCGACGAGGUCGUGAGCAUCCUCCAGACCCUGGGUGUGAUCCUGGGGCUGUCCGAUGCCAUCCUUGGCUUGACCGUCUUUGCCAUGGGCAACAGCCUGGGCGACCUCGUGGCAAACGUCACCAUCGCCAGGAUGGGCCACCCCAUCAUGGCCAUCUCUGCCUGCUUUGCCGGGCCCUUGCUCAAUCUCCUGCUCGGCAUUGGCCUCUCUGGCUCGUACCUCCUCAGCGGCCGCUCCGCCCAAGGUGGUUCGGGCUCGUCGUCGUCGUCGUGGUUGACCUUGCCAUUCGCCCAUCCGACGCCUGGCGUGGAUGGUGGCAUCUACCACAUCGACUUUAGCCCCACGCUCUUUGUCAGCGGCAUCGGCCUCCUCGUCAUCCUGACGGGCACCCUCAUUGCUGUGCCGUUGAAUGACUUUUAUCUCAACAGGACGCUGGGCGCCACGCUCAUUGCGACCUAUGUGGUCAUUAUGCUCGUCAAUGUCGGCGUCGAGCUGUGGAGCCUAAGGCACCAAGUGUAAUUUCUGAUCUCUUCUUCAGUGCAGCUGCACUGCAUUAAUGUAUCAUUCCCCCGUUCCACUGUCAAGG